Messenger RNA from Penicillium digitatum Pd1, 1176 nucleotides. RefSeq names its product cobalamin-independent methionine synthase II family protein. NCBI's taxonomy places the organism in Eukaryota, Fungi, Ascomycota, Eurotiomycetes, Eurotiales, Aspergillaceae. Gene Ontology annotation, molecular function: 5-methyltetrahydropteroyltriglutamate-homocysteine S-methyltransferase activity; zinc ion binding. The record is from RefSeq and is a predicted model, not a curated record.
AUGGCUCCUCAACUUCACCAGCGUCCCCCUUUCCGCACAGAGCACUUGGGCUCUCUCUUGCGUCCAGAUCAACUUUUGAAAGCCAAGCUCGCUUUUGAAGCUGGCAAGAUUCCCGAGUCACAACUGACCGCUUCCGAGGACAAGGAGAUUGAGGCCAUCGUGGAGACCCAGCAGAAACUUGGCUAUGCCGCUCUGUCCGACGGCGAGUACCGUCGUCACAUGUUCUGGGGUACUUUCUUCGCCGGUUUGGACGGCUUCGAGGAGGUCAACGAUGUCGAUGUGGAUGACUUCCGUCCCUAUGCCCCCGACAUCGCCGCAUUUUUAGAGGCCGGUCACAAGCCCGGUGAGAGCGUCAUCUGUACUGGCAGGAUCAAUCACGUCGGUAGCACCUACCUCGACCAGUUCAAGUUCGUCGCCCGCCAGGUCCCUGCCAACGAGGUUGGAAAUCUGAAGAUCACUCUUGCCGCGCCUAACUGGUAUCACCUGCGCUAUCGUGAGGGCAAGGCUUAUCCAAAGUCCGUAUACAUCAACGACGAAGAGUACUUCGGCGACAUCGCCAAGGCCUAUCAAGCCGAGCUUCAGAUCCUGUAUAACGCCGGCUGCCACUUCUGCUCCGAUAAGUUCCUCACUGGCUUCAAGGAGGACCCUCUGAACGUGUACUCCGCCGAUACCAUGUUUGAGAAGUACAUCAAGCAGUACAAUGACUGCUUCACGAACCUCCCUGCCGAUAUGCACGUCGGUGUCCACCUGUGCCGCGGUAACUUUGUUGGCAGCCGACACUUCUCUGAAGGUGGCUAUGAUCGUAUUGCCAUCAAGCUCUUCCAGGAGCUGAACGUCCACACUUACUAUCUCGAGUACGACUCCCCCCGCGGCGGUGGUUUUGAGCCCCUGAAGUUUCUGCCCACCAACAAGAACGUCAUUCUGGGUGUGGUCACUAGCAAGUUCGCCAUGCUUGAAGAUAAGGAGGAGAUGAAAAUACGGGUUAUAAAUGCUGCUCAGUUCAUCGCUGAGGGUAACAACAUCUCCCUCGAUGCUGCACUUAACCAGGUCGGUGUUAGCCCGCAGUGUGGUUUCGCUUCCCACCGUGAGGGGAAUGCUAUUGACUGGGACGGUAUGAUCAACAAAUUGCAGCUGGUCCGUGAUAUUGCCAAUGAUAUCUGGCCCAAUCAGGCUUAA